Ilyonectria robusta is the source of this 529-nucleotide messenger RNA. RefSeq lists its product as uncharacterized. The transcript has 2 exons. The record is from RefSeq and is a predicted model, not a curated record. NCBI's taxonomy places the organism in Eukaryota, Fungi, Ascomycota, Sordariomycetes, Hypocreales, Nectriaceae. The annotation marks the transcript as partial.
GGAUGCUUUCGCGCAUCGGAGGUUCUAUACUUAGACCAGGCGCUUAGAUGACACCGAGGCUGAGUUCUGAUAGCACAUAGCAAUGCCCCUCGAUUGACGGGGCAUAAACUGGGCGAUGCUUUCGUACUUUGAAAAAUUGUCAAUGCCUCUUCAUCAAGUCUCUUCCAAUGUUUAAAGCGCUGACCGGAGGUUUACGCUCUAAGAAACCAACAAUGACGACAACACCAGACUCCGACCAUGACAAAAGGAAUCGACAAAGCAGGGGAAAUUCUGCUCAGGUAGAAGAGAUCCAACAAGUUCCGGAUCUUCAAAGGGAUCUCGAGCUCCAAUGCCAGCAAUUGGCUGAACAAGUUGCCAAUUUUCCCAGUGUGCUCCGGCACCAUAUGGCCAAUAUUGAAGACAACCGGAAGAACUAUCGCCAUAAUAUCGAUUCCCAAGUACGAAGACUUGAGUCCAAAGUUCAACGUAGAGAACUCUAUGUACAGGAACUGGAACGUGAACUGCAAGCGUCCCAGGCCGAGAUCAGUGU